Saprolegnia diclina VS20 is the source of this 342-nucleotide messenger RNA. RefSeq lists its product as hypothetical. The coding region runs from base 1 to 342 and encodes 113 amino acids. The record is from RefSeq and is a predicted model, not a curated record. NCBI's taxonomy places the organism in Eukaryota, Oomycota, Saprolegniomycetes, Saprolegniales, Saprolegniaceae. The transcript has a single exon.
AUGGCUGUCUCCACGGAUCCUCUUCGCGCCUCGUUCAGCCGCCGCCUCUCGCGCUGCCCGCACUGCGCCGCAUCCUACAUGUCCUACGACGACCGCGUCUACUGCACGAGCGACUGCAAGGCGACGGCCAAGAUACUGCGCAGCCUCCCACCCAACGACGAUGACGACGCUUCCGAGACCGAUUCGGACGUGGACGGCGACGUCUACGUUAUCUGCGUGCCCAAGUUUGAUCCGCGCGCGAUCAACGAGCGCAAGCGCCGCGCCCAUGCGCGCCGCGUCUCGAGCCCGCGCGAUAUACCUCAGCGCACCAUGUUUUACAGCGGCGACGUCAUUUCGUAUUGA